CUUACACCAUAAUGAUCAUACCUCAGCCAUUCUUUCGUCUCUCAACCAGCUGAAAGCUUGUCCCUUCUCGCCUUCCAAACACUAGACUGUCCCUGUGGCCUUGAAUACUUCCUGACUAUUGUAAUUUGCUAGUACAAGUCGAGGCCCAUAGGAAGAAGUACUUUGGGCUACCUAGGCAACUUGGCGACAGGUUAGGCCGGGAGCCUUCUCAAGUUGGCGGCCAUGGAUGCCGCAAGUGACAACACAUCAAACAUUAUAUAUAAACGGGGAGACAGCGACGAUGAACAACACAUUCAAGCUGCAGGCGGCAACGAUAGCAUAGUCGACAGCGGCAGCGGCAGCGGAUCAGCCAACACAAGCUCUCGGGCCACGUUACACACGAAGCUGGGUGGCGCUCCUGCCGUAGCAGCCACGGUUGACGUGUUCUACAAAAAGGUUAUGGGAGACCCGGACCUCGCCCCGUUCUUCCAAGGCGUGGACAUGGUUACCCUCAUAGCCAAGCAGAACCGCUUCUUGUCGUACGCCUUUGGCGCGACAACCAACUACAAUGUUAAAGAUAUCGUGAUGGGUCACGCCCACCUGAUCAUCAACCGCGGGCUCAAUCUCACCCACUUUGACAAAGUAGCAGGUCACUUUGUUGACUCGCUGAAGGAGAUGGGUGUCAUGCAGGACCUGAUCGACGAGGCGGCGGGGGUACUCAUCAGCGUGCGGCCGCUGUUCGACCCGGAGAGAUACAAGGGCAAGAUCGACGUGGAGAAGCUGGAGAAGGCGGCAAUCGUGCCCAACUCCAAGGGAGGAAAGGCGGCGGGCUGUCCCGUGGGGGCGGAGGAGGGCAGCGACCGGGGGCCAGCGCCGGCGUGCUGCGUGCUCAUGUGAACGCGAGCGGGUGGUGUUCCGGGUGGUGGUUGUGCAGGGGGGGGCUGCGGGAGUUGCAUGCAUGCAUGCGUGCGUGGGUACGGCGGCAGCAGGGUCGUGUGCAACGGGGAUGUAGGUGUGCAGCACCCGGGGCGGGGGAAGCCUGCGUUGACUUGACGCCGUGCACGUGACUGGAUUGCGGUGAUGUGAUGUAAUGUCUGAUGUGAUGUGUUUUGAUAUAAGCCCGGUUCGAACAGGAGACUUACACUGGGUUGCGGGUCGGGGUUGGAGGUUCUAAGCAGGGAGUGCCGCACAGGCGACGCAGAGAGGACGGGGUAUGGGUCAGGAGAAGGAGGGGAGAGGCAGGUUGGUGGCGGACGAGGAGGAGAGAAGCAGCAGCAGCAGCCAGGCGGCAGCUGCGGGGGUUGCCGUGUUGCCGUGUAGUCGUUUGGGUUAGGAUGGGUGUGGAAAGGGCCGCGCCGCCGCGUCGCAUUGUGAAUUGGUUUGGGACGUGUUCAUGUCUUUUGGUGUUGCUACUGAGGGGCUUGGGGCUCACCAAGUGGUUCAAGUGAAUCUGGAGUAUGGCGGUUGUGAGCAUGGCGGGUUGCCUGGCAGUCGUGUGCGGAACAAGAGCUGCGUAGCGCGCUUGGAACAAGGAAGAUACCGUAGUAGCAGUAAAGAGUGAGGUUUGGAUCAAACUGGGUCGGUUGGGAUGGGGAUGCGUGGGUGGGUCCGUGCAUAGGCUGCGAUAUGGCAUUGCGUGUUGUGGGCACGCAAUCAAACACCCGACCCAUCGGCGGAUCUGGCAGGAGACUGAGAGAUAACGUUAACGGAAGGAUGCGAGGGUGGCCUGGCUAGCCGCGUGGCUUACCGCAACAAGUCCCGUUCGAUAGGUUUAGUACCAUGAUCUACGUGUGUUAAUUCAAAGGUUUGUGUUAAGAAAACUGGCCGGAGUGUGCGUGUAGUUAUCUACAUCUCCAUAUAUGAUUCCUUGGUCUGCUAUGUGAUUCCUUAGUCUGCUAGCAUGGGUUUUGGUCCUCAUCCUGCCUUCCUGUCUCGCAGUGGAACCCUUGGGAAGCGCUGAAUCCUGCACGGGGGUCGAGCAAGAGGUGGAUAUGCGCGUGUGCUUGGGUGCGGGACGUGUUUUAGGGUUUCGCAGGGCUUGCAGAUGAGGCAGGAAUGGAGGCAUUCAUGGUCCUUCCGCCACCGUGUUUGUAUUGCGGUUUGUUGCGUCUCUUUCCUGGGAUGGCGACUGGUGAAACUGAACAACCCUUCGGGUGACCCCCUAUACUGCCCUUGACUGGGCACCUUCACCGACAUAUGCGGAGCCUGCUCCUUCGACUGCCACUGCCUAAUGAUUUAGUUCAUUGGAGGAAGACAUGAAUUGGCUUUGAAUAAAAUGCUUGACGUGGGCCGGAAGUGCUGAUGGUGGUGGUGGUUAGACAAUGGUUGGUGGUGGCUGGUAGGACGUGGGCAAUGAUAAGGCCUUUUAGCGUUUACGGUGUAAUUUGACCUUGACACGGAGUCGUGGAGGUGUCUUUGUGUGUUAACAAAAAAUCUGUGUGUGGGUGGCGGUUGCCAAGCAGUAGCCAGGCACAUGGAGAAGGUCUGCGUUGGCGGUGUGUGUUGGUCUUGAGCGUGCGCAGGAAUAAGCCGCAAGAGACCAACACGUUUGAGGUUGUGGUAAGGUGCGGCAUUGCUUUGGUGGGUGGGAUUGGGUGUCAGUCGAGGGAGAUGAACCCGCAACGCUCCUGCAUUUUGUGUUGGGGGGGAAGGGGGGAAAUAGGUGCAUGCUAACGGACGAGUCCAUACCUAAAUGUGCGCAUGAGGUAUACCAUGUGUCUGUGAGAGUGACGCUUCUAAACGGUUUCUUCGAGGACGUUUUGCGGUGUGGGUAGCCGUCUGCUGGCACUAGCGUUGAUUGGGUGGACGGAUUUUGCCGCUGGCAGACCUCUGGCGUGGGGCGGGUAAUGCGCACACAUGCUUCUGCUUGGAGCAAACGGUAGGCGCGGCUGAACGUCUCUGUUGGGGCAUGUACGACGCCGCAUCUAGCAGGAUCCCUGUACACCCGGGAUAGCCGUACAUGGCGAUUGUGGUUGUACGUCAACUGUUGGCGUUGUUGCUGUAGCUGCUGCUCCUCCGCAGCUGGCAGAUCCCUACCGGUACCUGUUCAGACCGCUUGUUGAACGGAGACAGGCUCAGGGCUGUGACCCCAGCGACCCUUGGAAGGCCCGGUGCCCGGGGGGUGAGCCCAGGACCGCAUCUAGCAUGACUCGCUGCCGAUGAGCAUUAAUGUAGGCGUUGAUCAGGUAUGGUCGCGGCGUUCUAUGCAUGGUGGGUGGUAUGGCUCCUCGGCCCUCUUAAGCAACCACAUUUCUUCCAUGGGGUAAGGUCGGGUAAGGGCCACACAGGAUUGGGCUACAUUCUCCCCGUGCUAAAGUGUGCUAAAAGCCUCGGUGGCAGGACGUUGACAAGCGGUGCCCCGCGUUAGGGCGGGAUGACGGUGGUCGUGCUGCUUCUACUAUCAAAGGGCGACCAAAUGGUCGCAGCGCGUAAAAGGCGAUAGGCCC
Molecule: messenger RNA, 3425 nt
Organism: Astrephomene gubernaculifera
Lineage: Eukaryota; Viridiplantae; Chlorophyta; Chlorophyceae; Chlamydomonadales; Astrephomenaceae
Source: the annotation of a GenBank genome assembly